Messenger RNA from Colletotrichum lupini, 2859 nucleotides. RefSeq lists its product as uncharacterized. The record is from RefSeq and is a predicted model, not a curated record. The transcript is spliced from 9 exons. NCBI's taxonomy places the organism in Eukaryota, Fungi, Ascomycota, Sordariomycetes, Glomerellales, Glomerellaceae. The coding region runs from base 1 to 2859 and encodes 952 amino acids.
AUGGCUGGGUUCCUCAUCCGCUCACCCGAGGCCAGAGCAAAGAAAAAGAGGCUCCCUCCAGUGGGCUCCCUGGCAUCUGAGUGCCACUGUGCCACUGUCUCUAUCCACCUGCAGCCAAACCCUGCUUUGCUCCAACGAUCCUGCUCUAUGCGGACGGGCAGCAUCUUGGGCAUAUCCCCAAACGACAACCCGUUCGUUAUCCGAAUUCCCUCCAAGACAGAGUUCGGCUAUCCCCACGCUGCGAAACUGCCGACAUAUGUCGUGCUGACGCUCUGCCCAAUCCUGCCGAGUCGUGCGCCUGAGUCAGACUUGGUCCUCGUCAUGAAGAAAAGUCCACGGCCAGCCCGCAUGAAUCUGAAGCCCGGCCCAGGAGUUUGCAACGUCUUCAGCUUGUUGUUCCAGCUUGAUACUGGGAGCAGACCAGAAAACAUCAAACCCCUCAUAUACACCAUGGCGACGGCGUGCUUUGCGGUGGCCAAGGGGACUGUCAUGGAAACCACAAAAACCAAACAAAGUGGUCGAACACGGCUCAGGUCAAGAUCCGGACCGCACGCGACGGACCCGAUCAAGAAUCCGGUCCUCGAGGGAACUUGUCUCCUAGUCGGAGAUCCAUUCGGGCCCCUCAUCCCGGUACAGCAAGCGGCCAGCUUUGCCAACCUCGAAAUAAGUCCAGAGACGUCCAGACACCAUAAUGCCUCCCAAUAUGCCAGCCCUGUGCCCCAUUCACGCACGUGUGCUGCAUCGUCAGCUUUGAUAAACAUGCCUCCCCAGCGUCGAGCCCGUCGUUGUGCUAGCGGGAUCUACGCUGGUCUAACGGCUUACACUUUGGGACUAAAACAGCACCGCUCGGCACUCCCUCUGGCCCUGCCGUGUUGUAGGCAAGCCAGAUGGUGUCCUCUGCUGCAACUAACGGCCAUCGUAGUUCUAGAAUGGACUUCCCCCAUCGGACUAUUACCUCCACCAUCGUGUCUCUCCCGUCCCUCGCGCGACCAAUCAGCUAACACCAGCGGCCGGACCGCUCGACCUCCGACCUCCGACCUUGCUGCACAGUUCUCGAAAUAUACUCGUCGUCACCAGUGUCACAACAUUGAAACGCCCCUUUUGCAAGCCCCGAGCGUGCACCUACACAACGUGCCCCAAGAGCCACAAGCACAGAGACGCCCAAGGGAGGCCUGGGUCCUGUCGCCUGGCGGAGACUCUGAAAGGAGGCGGCGGGGAGGCGCACCUCCGAGACGUGUUCCAGCCACCAUGUCGCGAUUGUGUGGUAUGCGCCCUGAAGGGCUGACGGUAGACUCGAGGUUCAGUCCUCUUCCGUCGAUGUGUUUCUUCGAUACCAUCAUCAUCCCUUUACCGGCGUGGAUUCGUCUGACAGUCACUUUCGCCCUUUUCCACUUCAUUGUGCCGGUUCUCAUCGUCGACAAGAUUAAGCGAUAUACCGUGAAGAAAGAAUGGCAGAGGCAUGCUCAAUUAUCCGUCUAUUUCUUCUCUAUACUCGUCGUGUUUCUCAUGGAGAUUAUGGAAAUCGCCAGACUCGCAGAGAUUCGCUAUGCCAUUGGCCUUCUUCCUUUCGUCUUUGCUGGCUGCGGCGUAUGUGCAGUCAUGCAGGCCACCCGCGGCAUCAAGGGCAAGAUUCGCAAUUGGCAGGUGGCUAACAUCAUUUUCUGGAUCAUGAGCGUCGCUGUCACCAUUAUCAAGAUCCUCACGAUUCAGCGCUCAAGCAUGCGAUUCCCCGAGUUCCGGCGAAUGGGAACCGACUAUCCGACGACGCACCAGGUCCAGGACUUGGCCGUCAUUGCCGGGUUCUACGUCCUUCUCUUGAUCAACGAGAUUGCGCUCUUCUUCCAGAAGACUUGGGAAGAGACUGUCGACGCUGAGAACAUCAAAAAGCUCCGCCUCACCAGGUCGAUCAGCGACCAAGCCCGCUACGAUCUCACCCGGGCUAUUGAGGAGGGCUACUACCCCUCGGGCGUCACGUAUCUGACCCUUAGACUCGAGGGCGAAUCUCAGAGCGAGAAGGCCGUCAGCAAGGACGACAUUCUCAAGAAGACGGCCAGCAUGGACGCUUCUAUCGCAGGGUCGUCUUCCAGCGAGAAGACGGCUGGCAAGAGGCUCACGGAUGAGGAUUCCAUCGAACCAGUACCCAUGAUACCCCCUAGCUUCAGACGCAACAGUGAGCGGUGGUCGUCGGCCAUGACGCUCAAGGAUGCUGCCGGAGAUGACAUGAACGAGAAGGUCGGCGGCAAGGACAACAACAAGAAGCGCGGCAGCGAGAGGUGGUCGAAUGCCAUGACAAUCAAGGAGCCCACAGCUCUCCGUGACUGUCAUGACAAGCGUGUGUCAAGCUUCGCCUCCCCGAUGGUUGCCGACAUCGACGAGAUCACACCCCUGGACCCCCCUUCCACCUCAUUCUCCAGAUAUGAAGACGAGCAUGCCGCGCAGAAAGCCAUGCUUCUCGACAGCCCCUUCCCCAUGAAAGAACUUCCCGACAGGCGCUCCUUCAUGCUCAAGCCCUCGCGCCCCAACACCGAGAGAUGGUCCAACGCCAUGACUCUGCGCGGCGAGCCGUCAUCCGGCAGCGGCAGCCAGGAGCCUUCGCCCAAGGAGCAUAAGGAGUAUAUGCCCUCGGCGCCCCCGGCCGCGGCGACGGCUCCGACCACGCCGGAGCGCAGGGCUUCGGCUAGCGAGCGGAACAUGAUGAGGAGAUACUCUGACGCCUCCACACGGUCUAUCAGGAGGUUUUCUGCACGCAGUGACCUCCGCGAGGCGGCGGCCACAGCGGCGGCGUUUGUGGAUGGUGAUGAGCCGCUCACUUCGCCAACGGAAGCGCAUCCUUUGCAGCCGAAUCACCACACGCCAUAA